AUGAAAGCAACAUCAACUCAAGCUAUGAAAGCCGGCACCAGCAUUGUCCGCCGCAGUCAGGGGCUUCGUGAGAUAGUCGACCAAUAUGAUGUGUUUCUCAUCGAUCAGUGGGGUGUUAUGCACGACGGUCACGCCGCCUAUCCGGGGGCGGUGGAGUGCAUGCAGUCAAUUUUGGCCGCCGGCAAGUAUGUUAUUCUCCUGUCUAACUCCUCGAAACGCAAAGCCGGCUCGCUCGCGCGUCUUACAGACAUGGGUUUUCAGCCUGAAAAGUACUUGGACGUUAUCACGUCGGGCGAGCUCACUUACCUUGGCCUCAAGCCACCACGUUCCCCUUCUUACGCAAACAUCCGAGGCACAAAUGUCCUUGUCUUCGGGUCCGGAGAUGAAGACCGGGAGUACGUGGAAUCGUUGGGCUGUCGGGUUUCUCCGGUGGAGGCGGCCGACUUUCUCUUGGCCCGCGGUCCGUUCACAAUACUGGAUUCACCCGACCCUGCCACGCCGCCUCAAACGUUUGGACCGGGUCGAAUCCUGCACGAGAGCGCAGAGUUUGAAGCGGUGGCCGCCAAAGCCAUAGCGCGGGGGCUGCCCAUGAUUGUGUCCAAUCCCGACAUCGUCCGACCUGGCGGCGACAACGACCCCAUGCCCGGGCUUCUCGGGCGUGCCUAUGAGCAGAAGGGGGGCCAGGUCAUGUAUGUAGGCAAGCCAUACCCUCUGGUGUAUCAAGAGUGCCGAAAACGUCUCGUAGGGCUGAAGCCGGCCGGGGGAAAGGCGGAUUGGAGGAUAUGCGCAAUCGGAGACUCGAUGUGGAACGACGUGAAGGGCGCAGUGGACGAAGGCUGGGCAUCUGUCCUGGUCACGGAUGGGAUCCACGCAGAAUCUUUGGGGGUACGACAGGGCUCUGGGGAGGAAGUGCCGGGUGAAAGCCUAGAUUUCUUCCUGGAAGGCUUCGCAUACCGGCCAAGCCACACAAUACCGUGUUUUCGAUGGUAA
Molecule: messenger RNA, 990 nt
Organism: Nannochloropsis gaditana CCMP526
Product: hydrolase iia
Exons: 1
Coding region: 1-990 (329 amino acids)
Cellular component (GO): chloroplast
Molecular function (GO): phosphatase activity
Source: RefSeq, a predicted model, not a curated record